This is a messenger RNA of Eruca vesicaria subsp. sativa (arugula), 279 nucleotides long. The record is from the annotation of a GenBank genome assembly. Lineage: Eukaryota; Viridiplantae; Streptophyta; Magnoliopsida; Brassicales; Brassicaceae.
AUGUAUUUAAAGAGAAGAAUAUUAUUUAUACCAUCAGAAAAACACUUCCCUUUACUAAAAGAAUGCCUCUUUGAUAGUAAGAAACAAAUUGCACCUGCCUCACCGCAAUCCUGGAAAUUCUUUCUUGAAGUGACAAGAUAUGUCCCAAUCAAGAAGUUGAGACUUCUCCUAGCUGCACAACCAAUAUCGGAUAUCACCAUUGUAGAAUGCCACAAUCAAAUCCAGUUUGCCUAUUUAAAAGUCGCUAAGUUAGAAAAGAAAGAAAAGAUACUGGACUAA